AAAUAGCAACGGAACUGUUUACAUGAGAGACGUGAAAAUAUUGACGUUUUCAACAAACAGUUACCUCUAUUAAUAUUCAUCUUUUUAUCAAUUACGUUUGCAUUUGUAGCAGUUUCAAGAAGUUGGAGGUAACGAUGCUGCUGUUGUGUUCUUCUGUUCUCAUGCUGGUGCUGUCUGUCAGUGGGCAAUGUUUUGAUUCAGGUGAAAAUGCUGUUGAGAUGAAAUUCUACCGUGCCUCAGCAUCAACAUUUGAGUCAGAAAACAGUCCCGAGGCAGUUAUAAAGCACGUGAUAAGUGAGGCCACAAGCUACUGUUCCCAAGUUUCAAACAGCUACUGUGACCUUGACGCAUGUUGCUCAGACCCAUUUAAAGAUGAGCACGUGAUUGAGGUGUCUGGAUACCCACAGGAUGAGGUCAAGGACAUGUUGUACAAGAUUUUCCUACUCAACCGGAACAGCUCCGAACCAUCGUGUGCUGUCAGAAAACAGUAUCUUCAGGACAUUUUGGAGAACGCAAGGGAAGAAAUCCAUGAUGAAACUGGCUACUGGAUCACCUACAUCGAUGAUGAGUUUUUCGGAAUUCCCCCUAGCACUAAGCUCAACCAGAUUAUUAUUCCAAUCGCAUUUGGAGUGGUUCUUAUCCUCAUUAUUGUCACCAUCAUUCUUUACCAACUCGCUAAAAAGCGUGAAGCUGAUGAGAGGCGACAGAGAAUCCUAACACAACGUAAGAAGAAAAGUGAUAAGAAAACCAACGAGCCAUACGUGACCGAGAAGGGGACAGUGAAACCAGGUCAUGAGCUCGAAACUCCGAGCGAUGCCAAACCAAAGUGGAAAGAACCCAAGCCCAAGCCCAAGAGUACUGUGAAGGAAUCUCUGUACAAGGGUGGGCCCCGUAAAGGCAAAUCCGAUAGCAACGUCAGUGACGACUCCGCCAUCAGGAUGGACACGGUUGAAUCGACCCGCCAGCGCCAGGGAUACGCCUUCGAAAGCGAGCCGAAUGGGGCUACCGGAUAUGACCGUCGCCUGAAGCCCAUUGACAGCGACCAUGCUGUAGAUGGUGUCGAGAAGAAGAAGAAGAAAAAGAAGAAGAGGUCCAAGUCCAAGGAUGCUGAGAGGAACGAGGGCACUGAUGAACAAUCGGAAGACAGUGACAUACAAGCCAAUGGGUUAACAAAAACAUCCGUUUGGGGCUACGAUUUACAAUAAAUAUUCUGACACAUACGAGGAAGUUUAAACGUCUUGAAAGCACUGAGAUGACACAUGAUAGAUCACCAAUACAUUUCCCUCAAAAGAAAAAAAUGUCCAUAUCUGGUUAUAAACAAAUUUAAGAGUUACAUGCAUGUUUGAAAAAUGUUUAUAUAUUCAAUGAAAUUCUAAGAUUGCUUAUUGACAGAGUUGCAAUAUUUUUAUGAAACUUUAAAAAAACCUCAGUUUGUUAUUUCUUUGUUUUGUAUAUACUGACAUUUAAAAUAUUAUGAGAGUCAUAUAAUGAUAAUGUUAUAGAUACUUUAUUUAUUUUUAUGGACAAAAGGUCUGUAUUUUUUAAGGUUUUAUACUAAUAAAUAUCUGUGAUCUUUUUUAAUUUUAUAAAGGACCUAAAGAUAUUUUUUAUUAUAUUUUGAUAUAAUAUUUAUGAAACUUAAGUUCCAUGCUUGCUACUAGAAAAAUCUGUAUAUUUUAUGAAAUAUGCAAUAUAAUUCAAUAUCAACCUCAGACUUAAUUUGACGAGCAAGAGCCAUCAUAUUUUUUUUUAAAUAUUUUUGAUCUAUGCUCAUUGGUCAGCUGCCGAAGCAAUAAUUUUGAUUGGUAAUUCUGCAGUCAUUUAAUUGCUCCUGUACAGAUUGUUCUCAUGUAUCAUACAAAUACACGACUGACCAGGGAAAAUAGAAAUAUCUGGUUCAUUAAUCUAAGUUGAAAGCUGUAGAACGAAUAAUUCUGAGAUUAAUAUUGAAUACCAACAUUGCAUCUGUUAUUAAUACUUCUUUUUAGAUCUUAUCUUUUUCUUAAAAUGUUGAUACAAGAAAUUAAAUUUCACUUACUUCUGAUAUGACUGUUCAAUUUGAUAGAUGAAUUAUUUAAAACAGUCAUGUACAUUUAGUUUGAUCUAAUUUUAUAGGCUGCUUCGCAUUUAUUUAUUGAAUGUAAAACAUGAUUGUGGUAUUGUAUGAUUGUUAAUUUGAAUAUACAUGUGUUACUUUUGUUUGUUUGCAAAUAAACAUUGCAAGACGUGAUUGUCAAACAUUUAAUCAAACCAAAACUGACUAUAAUGUUACUUGGCACCAAAGAAACAGUCAAUUUAUGCCGCCUCAACGGCAGCCUCAGGCAUUUUCAGUUUCAACCAUUUCAAGAGUUUCCUUUGUAACUGUGCAGUUAUUACCAGCAUAAUAUAAAGCUCUAAUUUAUGUGGCGUUUGACAAGCCAUAGAUGUUAUACAUGAUUCGACAUUCAUUUGCUUGUUAAAGGCGAUAAAAAAGCCAUGAUCAUUCAAUGCUUCAAAACUUUGAAAUGUUCAUUUGCAAACAAUGAGUAGCUACAUUGUUCAAAUUAGUGUUAAAAAAUAUCUUAGUCUAAGGAAUCAUAGUAUUCACCGAUGGGGCAUUGGUUUGUGUUUUGUUAUUGUUGUGAUGUAAGCUCGUAAAGAAUGAAUGUUAUUUGUUGUUUUUAAAAGAAAUAAAAAAUCUUUCUUAAAAUGAGGGAUCUUUACUUCCUAUUUCUAAAGUCACAUGGGUCAAAUACAACUAUUUCCUUUCUUUUGUCUUCAUCUGUGAUCAAACAUUUGAAAUCUUUACAUGUCUGUGAUAAUUGUUAUUUUUUUAAUUUUACGAAACAUUACUGGAUGUACUUUUUCAGCUCAUUUUAUGUUUUGACUCUUAGUCUGAUAUUAGUUUACCUUUUUACUGUUUUUUUAAGUUUAUGUUCGUGCUUGUAGAAUUACCUUUCAUAUCCAUCCCUUUUACCUUUAUUAACUGUCCUUUGCAAUUUGUGUAAUAUGCCGCAUAAUAAUUGUUCACUUUUGUCGUGAAUUUUGUUGUAAUGAAUUUAAUACUAAAAUACCAAAGGUUGCUUUAACAUUUUUUGAGUUUUUUGGAGCAUUUUUCGUUGUACAAUGUCUUAAUUUGAACCUUAAUAUUUUUGGAUUAAAGUUUUAAGUAUUUCUUUUUAAAUUAUUUUAUUCCAUAAAGCAAUAAACAAAAGUCUAGUAACAUACCUAGUGCUACUUAAGACAAUUGGGUUGUGUUUCUGUUAUCCUCUUUUUCAAUGUCAUUACCCAAGUAACUGGCUCCAAUUUCUGGACUAAUUUCAAGACCAAUUUACACCUGAGGAUCAAGAUAAAUAGCUCAAUAAUUUUGUUUCAAUAUAAAUUGUACUUUUCUCCUUUUCUUAUUUGAAGACUUUACACCUGAGGAUCAAGAUAAAUAGCUCAAUAAUUUUGUUUCAAUAUAAAUUGUACUUUUCUCCUUUUCUUAUUUGAAGACUUUACACCUGAGGAUCAAGAUAAAUAGCUCAAUAAUUUUGUUUCAAUAUAAAUUGUACUUUUCUCCUUUUCUUAUUUGAAGACUUUUAUCUCCGAGAUUUUUUUUUAUCAUGAGCCUGAUAAACUGUAUUUUAUUGUUUGCAAAUUCAACUUUAAAUUUGGCUUAAUCAAAUAUAAGACUUCAGCUUGUUAUGCUUAGCUUUUUUGCGACAUUUAAAUGGCACUGUUGUUACCGUAUAUCUAGAAGAUUGUUAAUUGUCUUUGAUGUCACAAAUCUUGGAACUAAAUAUAUUUUCAAACAUAUAUAAACCCUAAAACUUCCAUAUAAACUUCUUUUGACAUCUCAAUGCUUUAUCGCAUCAACAUAUUUUUCAAGCAUAUUUAGUCAAAUUAUCAUUGCAAAGCUUGAUUCCUAUCAUGUCAAAAUCUGAUGGUUAAGGUUUUUGGUACAAUUUUUUUUUGACAUUAGGUUUGUUAUAUUAAUACUGCAGGCCGGUGAGCCCUAAAAGGUUACAAAAAGCAUCCUAGUUACCACCAUUGAUUAUUACUGGGGUCAUUAUACUUUUGAGUAUAAUCAGAUUAAUAAAUUUACGUUUCCAUGGAGAUUUUGAGGAUGGCAAAAAAUAUCAAGUCUUACUUCAAGCUUUAGUCUUGUAUAAUAAUUGUAAUUUCUUUGCAGCAAAGCAUUGGUGCUGAUUUCUUGGUACAGAACAUGAGUUGCUGUUAUUUAUGCAGAUACUAUAUUAAGUAUUGAUUGUAAAUGAUCUUUUUCAUAUUUUGACAAUUAAAGUUUUCUUAAACUUGAGGUGAGAUUUGGAUUUUAGACCAUAUGAUCAUUAAAGAAUAACAAAAAGCGUAUUUUGUCAAGUUUAUGCCAUAAUCAACAAAUGUAAAU
This is a messenger RNA of Mya arenaria, 4369 nucleotides long. RefSeq lists its product as uncharacterized. Bases 135 to 1205 code for a protein of 356 amino acids. The transcript has 15 exons. Lineage: Eukaryota; Metazoa; Mollusca; Bivalvia; Myida; Myidae. The record is from RefSeq and is a predicted model, not a curated record.